Molecule: messenger RNA, 1830 nt
Organism: Sparassis crispa
Lineage: Eukaryota; Fungi; Basidiomycota; Agaricomycetes; Polyporales; Sparassidaceae
Exons: 12
Coding region: 1-1830 (609 amino acids)
Source: RefSeq, a predicted model, not a curated record
AUGUCCCUGGCGGGAAGUCGUGGUGAUCCUGUUCAGUGCCGGGAGGACUGUGCACACGAUUUGGUCUCCCAGUCUAUGGCCUCAGUUCCUGACAGCCAUGUUUCGCGGAGGGCUGUUCAGGAUAAUAUUGAUGACAACUCUAUGUCUUCUUCUGACGAGAGUCUUCCUGAUACCAUUGAUGGCAUCAUGGCAUAUGGUCAGAGGAAUCACCACCGUAGGACAGCUGCAGACCAGAGAGGAUCUGCUGUCAUUGCGGAAGUUACACCUCAGCACCAGCUUCGGAGACGCACACGCUCACAUGAGUCAGAGCAGUCACGUCCAAGUGCCCGUCGUCGCUUAGAACAUGUCAAUGCUGGUAUGGAUGUUAUCGAAACAGAGGCAUCUGACAUUGGCCAACAUCGUGGACCUGCUUGCACAGGUGCAUCUACUGAGGUCUAUCCGCCAAUCUCUCGGGAUUCUGUUCCAUUUAUUCCUGCUGAAGCAGAAGACAUUGGGGAAUGGCAGAAUAUUGUGCACGCAAACUUGCCAAUUAAUAUUGAUGAGUCUACGGAAGUAUUCAUCCAAGCCUCCACAACAUCUCUGGCGGCCAGGGCACUUCAGUUCCUGCUCUUAUGGCACUUUGCGAGCCCACCAGCUCCUUAUCAUCAAUUCGAAGCGGCCCUGGAGAGGGCUCUGCCAGGUGUGGUGUGCAGUUUUGUUCCACUUGCUGCUCUUCUGUCGUCCAAGCGAGUGUUUGAGGUCAAUGUUGGUGUGGGUGCAGCUCCCGAGAAAGCAGUACUUCGUGAUGCCAUCGCGCAAAUGACAUCUGAAGUGCGCUUUUGGGUGGAGAAGGGAGUAUAUAAGUCUCUUGUGUUCCACAGCUCCACAGACCAUUUCAGGACUCGCGACUGUAUCCUCAAAGCAUAUGGGUUCCUAUGUCUAAUGCAUCUUGUCAACCUAGGUCAGGGGCCUGAACCUGUUUCUCCCUUUCUGCUUCAGGCAGUCAUUGAUGGCCGCUCUAACAUUCUCAUCGAUCGUGAAUUCAUACUUUCUCUUGAUCCUGGCCAAUUUGCUGUGCUUCAGCCUUGGUAUGACUGGAAUGGUACCUCCCCUUUGACGACCGACCCAAAAACAGACUUGGGUGCACUUCUGAUAGAGGCUGAUAUUGUGAUUGAAGCACUGAGCCUUGAGGGUAUGGAUGAAGCAGAGCGAAAUGGGGUGGAGCGUACCCUUGUGUCGCGUGUCCUCUUGGGUCACAUCGAUCCCACGCAUCACCCAGAUUUGUUGGCAUUUAGGGAGGGUCUUAACUUUCAACUACGUCCCGGUCAGGACAUACGAAAGACAAUGGAGGGGCGUACCAAAGCCUUGCUUGGGGCCCUCAACGACAAGGAAGAUCAACAGACCGAGGUGGAGCGACAACAUGAGCUCAGGUUUGCAGAGCUACUAAUACGAUAUUUGCAUGGAAAAGGGCACCCUGACCAUGAGUGGAUACGCGGAGAAGUUGUACCAGAAGAUAUGUAUAUGAAGGAGCACGAGAAUGUGGUUCAUCGUGUGCGCCUAUUGCUCCAAGUUAUGACGGGGUCAGACCUGCUGCCCCUGGGGGAACACUGGAAGCUGAAGUUCUCAUUUACCCAUGCCUCGUCAUAUCAAGAUGGAGGGGCACAUCUGAAUAAUGCAGAGGAGAUCACACCAAUAUUAUAUUCUGCGUGCUUCAUGCAGGGCAAGGUCACGAUGGAUGUAGGUUUGCAGAACCUGUUACUUCAGGAGGUUGAUGGGCCUGAUCAUGCUCUCUACUUUGACGCAUGGAUGCACGGGCCACUAAUGGCGGGAGAUGGUUUCAAUAAAAUAUAA